Messenger RNA from Spea bombifrons (plains spadefoot toad), 5565 nucleotides. Its product is annotated as vitellogenin-A2-like. The transcript has 35 exons. The coding region runs from base 1 to 5436 and encodes 1811 amino acids. Gene Ontology annotation, biological process: lipid transport. Lineage: Eukaryota; Metazoa; Chordata; Amphibia; Anura; Pelobatidae. Gene Ontology annotation, molecular function: lipid carrier activity. The record is from RefSeq and is a predicted model, not a curated record.
AUGAGGGGGAUCAUCCUGGCACUUCUGCUCACUCUAGCGGGGAGCGAAAAGUCCCCGUUUGAGCCAUACUUCAGUGAAAGCAAGACAUAUGUAUAUAACUACGAAGGAAUUGUCCUCAAUGGCUUUGAGAACAAUGCUUUGGCCAAAUCUGGAGUGAAAUUGACCUGCAAAGUGGAGAUCAGUGGAUUCGCUCAAAAGUCCUUCAUACUCAAGAUCCAGUCUCCGGAAUUAAAGGAAUUCAACGGCUUGUGGCCAAGAGACGCCUUCACCAGAUCCUCAAAGCUGAGCCAAGUUGUGGCUGCGCAGCUGACCAGGCCAAUAAAGUUUGAAUACCGCAACGGACAGGUUGGAAACAUCUUUGCUCCGGCUGACGUCUCAGAAACCAUUCUCAAUAUUUACAGAGCGAUCCUGCACCUGUUUCAAAUCACCACCAGGAAGACACAUAAUGUGUACGACCUUCAAGAGGAUGGACUUGGUGGAGUUUGUCAUACACGGUACGUGAUGCAGGAAGACAAGAAAGCAGACAGGAUGAUUGCUAUUAAAUCCAGAGACCUCAACAAUUGUGAAGACAAAGCGGUGAAGAACAUUGGAAUGGCUUUCUUGGAACCAUGCAUUACAUGUCAGAAGAAAUCCAAGCACCUGCGCGGAUCUGCGACAUUCACUUACAAGAUGAAGAACAAAGAUCAAGGGGCCCUGAUUUUGGAAGUCACAGGCAAGCAGGUCUAUCACUUCACCCCGUUCUAUGAACUCUACGGAGCUGCUGUAAUGGAAGCCAGACAAGUGCUGACCUGGCUGGAGACGAGGACAAACAGAAUUAACGAACCUCAGGCCCAACUGGAAAACCGGGGAGGAAUAAGAUACCGCUUUGCAUCAGAAUUAGUUCAGAUGCCAAUGCACUUAAUGAAGACCAAGAACCCAGAGUCUCAGAUAGCGGAUGUUCUGCAGCAUCUGGUUCAGAACAACCAGCAGCAGGUCCAAGCUGAAGCUCCAGCCAAAUUCCUGCAGCUGGUGCAGCUCCUCCGCGCAGCGAACCCAGACAGUCUUCAGGCCAUCUGGAAGCAGUUUGCUGACCGGCCGCAGUACAGACGCUGGCUGAGGAACGCAUUCCCACUGAUCGGGUCGUCUGAUGCCCUCAGAGCCAUCAAGCAGAUUAUUCACAGCCAAGACGUAACGCACCAGGAAGCAGAGACGAUGAUAACGCACACGAUGCAGUACAUGAGGGGCAGCCAGCGCGCGCUGCAGAUAGCCACCGAUAUGGUGCUGGAAUACAAAGUCCAGAACUCGCCUCAUCUGUUCAAAGCUGCAAUGCUGGCCUAUGGGACCUUGGUCAACAAAUAUUGCUCCUCGGUCACAUUUUGUCCUGAAAAUGUGUUACAGCCCCUCCAUGAUCUGGCAGCUGAGGCAGCGAACAAGGCCCAGUACGAGCACAUCUCUCUGGCGCUGAAGGCUAUGGGGAACGCCGGACAGCCCGCAAGCAUCAAACGCAUCCAGAAAUUCCUGCCAGGAUUCUCCUCCAGCGCCUCCCAACUUCCGGUCCGAAUCCAGGCCGACGCUGUGAUGGCGCUCAGGAACAUCGCCAAGAAUGACCCUCAAAGAGUCCAGGAGCUGCUUCUCCAGAUCUUCAUGGACCCCAAUGUUCACUCUGAGGUGCGAAUGAUGGCUUGCAUCGCCCUGUUCGAGACUAAACCCUCAGUAGCCACUGUGACCAUGGUGGCUCAGACCGUAUUAAAGGAAAGCCACAAUAACCUGCAGCUGGCCAGUUUCACAUAUUCCCACCUGAAAAGCCUGUCGAAAAGCAGAAUUCCAGGGCUUCACUCUCUGGCUACUGCCUGCAACAUGGCCUUAAAAAUCCUGAACCCCACUCUGGACAAACUGGGUUGGCGUUACAGCAAAGCGCUUCACCUCGACACAUUUAACUACCCCCUCAUGGCGGGAGCUUCUGCCAAUGUCUUCCUCAUUAAUAGCCCAAGCACCACAGUCCCCGUGUUCAUUCUCACCAAAGUGCGAGGAUACAUGGCGGGCCAGAUGACAGAUGUUUUGGAGGUCGCUAUCAGGGCGGAAGGUCUACAAGAAACCAUCAGAAAACAGAACAUCCCGUUUGCCGAGUUCUCUAUGCAGAAAAAGAUUGUCAAGAUUGUGAAAGCUUUGAUGGGGUUCAAAGCAUUGCCAGCCGACGUGCCGCUGGUUUCUGUGCACGUCAAGUUCCUCGGCCAAGAGGUUCAGUACAAUCAAGCCACCAAAGAGACAAUUCAGAAUGCAUUCAAGGCCCUGAAUGAACCCGCUGAAAGACACUCAAUGGUGAAGAACAUACUUAACAAGCUCCUCAGGGGCGUUACCGGACAGUGGGCGUAUCCCGUACUCGCUGCUGAAAUACGACACAUUGUCCCAACCUGCGUGGGUCUGCCUCAGGAGUUCAGCGUGCACUCAGCUGCCGUCGCAAACGCCGCCGUCGAGACUGAUAUGAAGGUAACUCCAUCUCCAUCAACAGAAUUAAGUGUUACUCAGCUGCUAGAAUCCAAUGUCCAGCUCCACGCAGACAUUUCCCCCAGUUUCACCCUCCAUACCGUGGCCACAAUGGGUGUGAACACACAUUUAAUUCAGUCUGGAAUUGAGUUUCACGUGAAAGUCCGUACGUUCACACCAGCAAAGUUCACGGCAAAGAUGGACAUGAAGGAACAGAACAUUAAGAUUGAAACUGCGCCGUGUCAGCAAGAAAACGAUCUGUUUGUGGCAAGAUCUCAGGUCAUUGCUGUAUCAAGAAACCUUGAAGAGCUGGAGGCCACCAAGAAGACGCCAGUUGUUGGUCGGGCUGUAGAACAAGACAUUCUGAAGAAACACUUUGAGAAAACUGGACAGAGCUCGGCAGAAGCAGCCAGCAUGAUGGACAUAUCUUCAGAGAUGAUGUCCAAGAAGUUUGCCUACCCUGCAGAUGUAUCACAACACCACUACAGCCCAAUGGAUGUGUUUCAAUGGUGCAUUAAGUUUCCCACAGCCGGAAUGAAAGCCUGUCUGCACGGCAGCUCCAAAAAUGCCGCAUCCAAAGGGAAUUCGUUUUUGUACCAAAUCACUGGAGAUCAAGAAGCCAAACUGACAGUGAAGCCGGAUCGCGCUGAAGUACCAAUCGAGAAACUGCAGCUGGACAUAACAGCCGGACCAAAGGCUGCUUCCAAAAUCGUUGUUCUGGUAGAAGUUGAGGAGCGAGAGGGUGAAACUCUGGAAGACUCCGUGGUCCAGAAGAGACUGAAAACUAUUCUGGGAAUUGAUGAUGAGUUUAUGGCUAGAAACAGAAGUUUAAGCCAGAAGCGAAGGAGACCGACUCAAAAGAAGAACAAGAACAUUGAAGCCCCUGAGGCAGAUGUUGUUGAAGCAAGAAACACCAAAAAGCAAAAAUCCUCCUCUAGCUCCUCUGAAUCUUCAUCCAGUCAAUCAUCGUCAUCAUCAUCAUCAUCAUCAUCGUCAUCAUCUUCCUCCUCUUCUUCAUCUUCCUCAGAAUCUCAACAAUCUAAACAACAGCACAGGAGGCAAAAGGGACAACAUAGUCAUGCCCAUGCGUCAACAAGGAAACCUCACAAUGCUAAACACCAUCAGCAAAGCUCAAGCAGCAGCAGCAGCAGUCGCCAAAGUGGCAAGAGAGGCCAUUCGGCAAAAGGCAGCAGCUCCAGCAGUUCGGGUAGCAGCAGCAGCUCCAGCAGCAGCAGCAGCAGCAGCUCCAGCAGUAGCAGCAGCGGAAGCAGCAGCUCCAGUAGCAGCUCCAACAGGCAGCAUCAACAUAAACAGAAACACCACGCAACCUCUCAACAACAGCAACACAAAAACAAAUGGAACCAGAAACAUCGCAACCAACAUUUUAUUGAUUCAGAGCAGGGAGAGUCUGAAAUUUAUCAGUUAAGGUUUACUCCUUCACACAGACAGGUACCGAGAGCAGCUUCCGGUCAGUCGAGCUCCAGCUCCUCCUCAAGCAGCAGCAGCAGCAGCAGCGGAUCUUCUCAAAGAUCUCCUCGCCGAGGCACAUUCCUUGGAGACAAGAAAGCCCCGUCCUUGGUUGUCACAGCCCAGGCUAUAAGAAAUGACAAUAAAAGGCAGGGCUACCAGGCCAUUGUAUACACCGACUACCACUCCUCCAGGCCCAAGGUCCAGGCCUACGUGGUGGACGUCACUGGACAGAGCCGCUGGAGAAUCUGCGCUGAUGCUCGGGUGGAAAGUCAACACGAAGCUCAGGCCGACUUCAAGUGGGGUCAGAACUGCCAGCAAUACAAGAUCGCGGUCAAGGCUCAGGCGGGACGCCUCGGAAACCAACCGGCAUUAAGAAUGAAGGUCCAGUGGCCCCGCGUGCCAUCAAAACUGAAAUCUGCAGCCAGGGCGGUUGCUCAGUACGUUCCCGGAGCCGCCUUGUUCCUCGGAUUUUCUCAAAGAUUCCAGAGAAACCCAUCGAGGCAGGCAAAGAUUGUCCUGGCUCUCAGCGGCCCCAGGACCAUGAACGCCAUCUUCCAGAUACCAAAGGUCACUCUAUACUGUCAGGCCGUCCGUAUCCCGGUGCCAAUCACCGCAGCUUACCAUCCGCAAACCUCUGCCAUCCAGCUUCCCAACUGGAACAUCUUUUCUGAGAUUCCCAGCUCCAUCUUGGACAGUCUGCAGGGUAGCUGCACAAUAACCGACGAUCAGAUAACAACAUUUAACGAGCAGAAAUAUAACUACAAAAUGCUACAGGAUUGCUACCACGUGUUGGCGCAGGACUGCACCGACCAGAUGAAGUUCAUGGUUCUCGUUAAAAAAUCAGCAGAUUCUCCAGAGUACAAAGACAUCAACGUGAAACUGGGCGACUUUGACAUUGAAAUGCAGUCGUCCUCAGGGGGACUGAAGCUGAAAGUGAAUGGAAUUGAAAUCUCCAAAGACAGACUCCCCUAUCAGCUCAGACUCGAUCCAGAUGUUACGAUCCAGGAGGUGGACGGAGCCUUCAUCCUAUCAGCUUCAGACUUUGGAAUCAAGAAACUUUACUACGACGGAAAGAGCAGCCAGGUGGAAACCGCCAUAUGGAUGCGCGGGAAGACGUGUGGAAUGUGCGGCCGCCAUAACGACGAGAUUGAGCAGGAAUACCAGAUGCCCGACGGCUCCGUCGCCAGAGAGGAGCAGAGCUUCGCUCAUUCCUGGAUGCUUCUGGAAAAAUCAUGUUCUGGAGCCUGUAAGUUGGAGCGCAGCACCGUGAGGCUCAGUAAAGCAGAAGACGCAGAUCUCACGUGUUAUUCCGUCCGCCCCGUCCUGCGCUGCGCUAAAGGCUGUUCCCCGACGAGCUCCACGUCUGUGACCGUCGGCUUCCACUGUCUGGCUGCUGGUGAAUCCGUGGACGGCCAGAACAUGCUGGACCUGCCUGAGGAUCUGUUUGAGAAAACCGAGGCCCACACCGCCUGCUCGUGUGAAUCGGGAAAUUGCCCGGCGUGAUCCACCCAGAGCCCCAAACGUGUACAGUCCGACCGUAUCCCCACGGAAACGGCAAAAUGAAUCCAAUCUCGCAUUAAAUAUAGCACUGCUGCUAAGAAAUUUCAAUAAAGAUUUUGCAUUCAAAAAUUA